This is a messenger RNA of Saimiri boliviensis boliviensis (Bolivian squirrel monkey), 3655 nucleotides long. It is a transcript of the gene CDH20, whose product is annotated as cadherin 20. Gene Ontology annotation, molecular function: calcium ion binding; beta-catenin binding; cadherin binding. Gene Ontology annotation, cellular component: catenin complex; plasma membrane; adherens junction. The record is from RefSeq and is a predicted model, not a curated record. Lineage: Eukaryota; Metazoa; Chordata; Mammalia; Primates; Cebidae. Gene Ontology annotation, biological process: multicellular organism development; cell morphogenesis; calcium-dependent cell-cell adhesion.
UGACAGGAAGUCAACUUCAAGCAGAUUGACUUGAAUCAGGGUCUCAUUUGGGAAGCAUCAGUGUCCAAUAAAAACUGUGUAGUUUUUUUUUAUUAUUAUUUGGAAAAUACUCAAGUUCCAGUUGUUUAUCCUCCUCCUUUACUUUCUGAAAACCUGGCAAUCCCAUGUGGACUUCUGGUAGAAUGAGCAAUGCAAAGAACUGGCUUGGACUUGGCAUGUCCUUGUACUUCUGGGGACUGAUGGACCUUACGACCACUGUUCUCUCGGGUACUGCAACACCACAAGGUGAAUUAGAAGCGCUCCUGUCAGAUGAGCCACAGUCACAUCAGCGGACCAAGAGGAGCUGGGUUUGGAACCAGUUUUUCGUUCUGGAAGAGUACACUGGGACCGACCCUUUGUAUGUCGGCAAGCUUCAUUCAGAUAUGGACAGGGGAGACGGAUCUAUCAAAUACAUCCUCUCGGGAGAAGGUGCUGGCAUCGUGUUUACCAUCGACGACACCACUGGAGACAUCCACGCCAUUCAGAGGCUCGAUCGAGAGGAAAGAGCCCAGUAUACUUUAAGGGCUCAAGCCCUAGACAGGCGUACAGGCAGGCCCAUGGAGCCAGAGUCAGAGUUCAUCAUCAAAAUUCAAGACAUCAAUGACAACGAGCCCAAGUUCCUGGACGGACCUUAUGUCGCCACUGUGCCAGAAAUGUCCCCAGUGGGUACCUCUGUCAUCCAGGUGACAGCCACGGAUGCAGAUGACCCGACCUAUGGCAACAGUGCCCGGGUGGUGUACAGCAUUCUCCAGGGACAGCCAUAUUUUUCUGUGGACUCUAAAACAGGUGUAAUUAGGACAGCGCUCAUGAACAUGGACAGAGAAGCCAAAGAAUACUACGAAGUGAUUAUCCAAGCCAAGGACAUGGGAGGGCAGCUUGGAGGAUUAGCUGGGACCACAACAGUCAACAUCACACUCUCGGAUGUCAAUGAUAACCCACCCCGCUUUCCCCAGAAACAUUACCAGAUGAGUGUGUUGGAAUCGGCUCCAAUUAGCUCCACUGUGGGGAGAGUGUUUGCCAAGGACUUGGAUGAAGGCAUCAAUGCAGAGAUGAAAUACACUAUUGUGGACGGAGAUGGUGCAGAUGCCUUUGACAUUAGCACAGAUCCCAAUUUCCAAGUUGGUAUCAUAACUGUGAAGAAGCCCCUGAGUUUUGAAAGCAAGAAAAGCUACACCUUAAAGGUGGAGGGAGCCAAUCCUCAUCUAGAGAUGCGCUUUCUGAACUUGGGCCCAUUUCAGGACACAACAACAGUGCACAUCAGUGUGGAAGAUGUGGACGAGCCCCCUGUAUUCGAACCUGGCUUUUACUUUGUGGAGGUGCCUGAGGAUGUGGCGAUUGGAACAACCAUACAGAUCAUUUCUGCCAAGGACCCAGAUGUGACCAACAACUCAAUCAGAUACUCCAUUGAUAGAAGCAGUGACCCUGGAAGAUUUUUCUAUGUUGACAUUACAACAGGUGCCCUAAUGACUGCAAGACCCCUGGAUCGGGAAGAAUUUUCUUGGCAUAAUAUCACUGUCCUUGCUAUGGAAAUGAACAAUCCCUCCCAGGUUGGAAGUGUUCCUGUCACAAUCAAAGUCUUAGAUGUGAAUGACAAUGCUCCAGAGUUCCCCAGAUUUUAUGAAGCUUUUGUCUGUGAGAACGCCAAGGCAGGACAGCUGAUCCAGACAGUGAGUGCAGUGGACCAAGAUGACCCACUCAAUGGCCAGCAUUUCUACUACAGCUUGGCUCCUGAGGCUGCUAACAACCCCAACUUCACCAUAAGGGACAACCAAGAUAACACAGCCCGGAUUCUAACCAGAAGGUCUGGUUUCCGGCAGCAGGAGCAAAGUGUCUUUUACCUGCCCAUCCUGAUAGCAGAUAGCGGGCAGCCUGUGCUGAGCAGCACAGGUACCCUGACCAUCCAAGUGUGCAGCUGUGAUGACGACGGCCACGUCAUGUCCUGCAGCCCAGAGGCCUACAUGCUCCCAGUCAGUUUGAGCCGGGGUGCCCUCAUUGCCAUCCUGGCCUGCAUCUUCGUCCUCUUAGUGCUGGUGUUGCUUAUUUUGUCCAUGAGGCGGCACCGGAAACAACCAUACAUCAUCGACGACGAGGAAAACAUCCACGAGAACAUCGUCCGCUACGACGACGAGGGCGGCGGCGAGGAGGACACCGAGGCCUUCGACAUCGCGGCCAUGUGGAACCCCCGGGAGGCGCAGGCAGGGACCGCCCCCAAGACGCGGCAGGACAUGCUGCCGGAGAUCGAGAGCCUCUCCCGCUACGUGCCUCAGACGUGCGCCGUGAACAGCACCGUCCACAGCUACGUGCUGGCCAAGCUCUACGAGGCCGACAUGGACCUGUGGGCGCCGCCCUUCGACUCCCUUCAGACGUACAUGUUCGAGGGGGACGGCUCUGUGGCGGGGUCGCUGAGCUCCCUGCAGUCGGCCACGUCGGACUCGGAACAGAGCUUCGACUUCCUGACGGACUGGGGGCCCCGCUUCCGGAAGCUGGCCGAGCUCUACGGGGCGUCGGAGGGGCCCUCGCCACUGUGGUGACGGAAGCCGAGAGGCAGGUGCGUGUCCAAAUCCAGACGUUCUCCGCGGGUGCUUCGCAGACAAGGUGCAGCCGACCACACGAGCAAUACUGUGCUGGAGAGUGAGAAUAGGGGUGAGCAGGAGAACAGAGCUCUCUCUGGAUCAGCUUUACUUGGUUAGAUUAAGUUAAAUAAGCAAAAGGAAACCCAGGAAGAAGAGGGGAGAAUCUUGGAUUACCUUUUUUUUUCUUUUCUUUUCUUUUUGAUUUUUCUAACGCUGUGCGCGAAGGCUAGGAGUCCAAGGUGUUAUGGCAGGGGUGGCUUUUCCCUGCCAUUCGCCAAGGCCUUUGUCACUUUUCCACCGCAAAAAGGCUCUGGCCUUGGAUACAGAGAUGCCAAUUGAAAGCAUAAAGUUAUCCUCUCACAUCUGUUUUUUUAUCUUAUCGUAUUCUCCAUUUAAGAGUUUUGCUGGCUCAUCAAACCACAGAAACCAACCAACAGGAAAGAACAGAAAACUUGUUAUUCAGUGAAAUUAACCUACUUGUUCUGGGAUGGAUGGAAUUUCUUGUAACCCUUUUGAGACAAGGUUAAGACUGAAUCAGCCUUGCAUGGGGGUAGAUGGGUGGGAGGGUGGGUGAAGGAAGAGACACUGACUUUAUGCCCAAGUUUAGCGGCUGAACCAAGAGGUGUUGGCAUUACAGCUCAUCCAAUGCCAAGUUCGAGUGCUCCUGUUUCCUCUCAGCUCUUUAACUGUGCCCCUGCAAAAUUGUUCAGAAUGAAACCAGAAAAAUCUGCCUCUUUUGCACUGUAGAUGUCUCUUCCAUGUGCCAAAUGUGGAUAUUAGAUGCUACAAAUGAAAGCCAAAUAAAAAGAAGUAUCUGAUAAAAGCAUGGGUUAGAGGGCUUUCCUAAUCUGUGUGAGGUCAAUCCAAUGGAUGUUUACAUACUGUAGAUAACCUACUUGAACAAAAAUCAGUAUUAUAGAGAAUAAAUGGAUGUAAGAAAAUUACAUGUACAAGUUUUGUAUAUUUGUUAAUAAUUUUGGUAAUAAAUAUGAUGUACUGCAUCUCAGUACCUUAGCACUUCUUUUAAUAAAAGUUAAAUAGAA